Aureobasidium uvarum is the source of this 2817-nucleotide messenger RNA. NCBI's taxonomy places the organism in Eukaryota, Fungi, Ascomycota, Dothideomycetes, Dothideales, Saccotheciaceae. The record is from the annotation of a GenBank genome assembly.
AUGGGUCCACGGCGAAAAAAGAACAAGCAGUCUCCACCCCAGGACGACCCUGACAGUACCCAGUCUGACAACACUCUACCGCACAAAGUCCCACCACUAUCAACCACUCAGGGCAGCUCUCAGCAGCAGUCCGACACCGACAAAGUCCUAUCGGAUGCGAAACAGCCACCUAGUGCUUCGGACUCUCCAACAACAUCCACGUCCACCUCCACAGCUGACAAGCGAGGCAGCUGGUACAAGGGUGCCUCAUGGCGCUCAAAGGCCAAUCCUGUCGCUCAAGCCACCCAUGAAAGCAUCUCUGUCAGUGGAGGCGCGACCAACGAGUCGCUGGCAGACAGUCCCAAAUCUGGAGGUCGCUUCGUUCAUCCUUCAUUGCGACGCAGUUCCAAGUCAAUCCCAACAAUCUCCUCAGAGUCCAUCAAUGCCACAGGCAGCAACGUCAAGACCGACAAGCCUGCCUUUUUCUCCGACAACAUCAGGAAAACUAGUGUCGACUUUAAGAAAGCUCCCAUCAAGGAACAAGAAGAUGACAACACCGACAACAAGGAUCCAAAGCUAGACGAGAGUGUCGACGAGGCUCCAGUAAAGACGGAUGAUGAUGCAAAAGUCAGAGUUGCUGCCACCACGUCUUCAUCGACAGACCUGAAGCCUCUUCCAGCCGAUGCAAUCAGUCAGGAGACACCACAAACCGCACCUGAAGCUCCUCUACCGCCAGAGCCGACACAAGAUGCUGCCUCGGGCUGGUUUGGAGGAUGGUGGUCACGUCCUGAUGGCUACACUGAUCACACUAGGAUGUUGAAAGCUCAGGACGAUCGCAAAGAAGCCUCGAGCACCCCAUUACCUUCGACGCCAGAACAAAAGCCCACUCAAGAAGCGAGCCUAAAUGUCGAGCCUAUCAACAUCAACGAUACCAUGCACUCUAUCCGUAGUGUGGGUACCACUGCAUCGUCGCGCAGUUGGUUUGGUCUAUGGAGUAAUGCUCAGAACCAGCAGCAGGCAGAGCAGGAGACAGCCACAACCCCAUCCAAGGAUGCAUCGCCUGACCGACCUGCAACCAUCGAAGAGCAAGCUACGCAACCAACCGAGACACCAACCAAAAAGCCAGCAGCGCCCGAGAUUAGGCAAGGAGAAGAGGCGCCCCAGAACAAGUCAUCGGGCUGGGCUUUCUGGUCGCGAACUCAAGGGAAGGACGAGAGCGAAACUCCCAACGGCACACCGCGACAGAUUGGAGAACUUGCCGUUGCAGACACGCCCUCGCAGUCUCAUCCCGAAGCUGCUCAGUUCAACGAGCAGCGCCAGCAAAAAGCAAAGCCGACCAAACUCAAUCUUCCGACCAACAACAACAGCAGUUCCACAUCACUCUCCUCAACUAGCCAGCCUCAGAUUGCCCUGAAAGAUGCCGCCAUCAAAGUACCCGAUACGACUAAGAAUACGAUCGAUGCCAGAACACCAAAGCCUCAAGCGCAUCCUAAUCUCGUUAUACCCAGCUUCGACGAAAGCUACUCUCCUGAAUAUAUCCCUUCAUACCGCGAACGUCUCACCACGUAUGUCGCCUCUACUCUGCGUCUCAUCGAUGUACCCACCGCUCCCAAGCACGUUUCCAUCACACCCACUCCAUCAAAGAUCAAGAACGCCAUCGCCAUUGGUGUGCACGGCUAUUUCCCUGCACCGCUGAUCCAAAAGGUGCUCGGCCAACCUACAGGAACCUCGAUUCGCUUCGCCAACUAUGCCUCGACAGCAAUUCGUGACUGGGUCCAAACAAAUCAGCCAGAUACACCUUGCGAGAUCGAGACAGUAGCUCUCGAAGGUGAGGGCUUCAUUGCCGAUCGUGUCGCUACUCUGUGGAAACUUAUGCUAAACUGGCUGUCUCACCUUCGCCAGGCCGAUCUCAUCCUCGUCGCCUGUCACUCUCAAGGUGUCCCAGUCGCAAUAAUGCUGGUCCACAAACUCCUUCAACUAGGUUGCCUUUCGCCUCAUGCCAAGAUCGGCAUAUGCGCCAUGGCCGGUGUCAACCUGGGACCUUUUGCAGACUAUAAAAGCAGAUGGCUAGGUGCAGGCGCUGCGGCCGAGUUGUUCGAGUUUAGCAGACAGGACAGUCGAGUCAGUGCCGAAUACAAAGCUGCUCUCGACGGUGUGUUAAGGCAUGGUGUGAGGAUAACAUAUUGUGGUAGUAUCGACGAUCAGCUAGUUUCUCUCGAGUCUUCUACCUUCACAACCCUCACACAUCCCUACGUCUACCGUGCCGUCUUCGUCGACGGCCGUCUGCACGCACCAGACUUCCUCUCGCACCUCGUCGCCUUCGCCCUGAAACUCCGCAACCUGGGCGUCUCAGACCACGGUCUCAUCCGCGAACUCUCCCUCCCUCUAGCAGGCUCUCUCUAUGGCGGCGAAGGCCACUCCCGCAUCUAUGACGACCCAGCAGUCUACAGCCUCGCCCUCCGCUUCUGCCUCGAAACCACCGACCUACCCACCACGGCGUCCCCCACCCCUGACGCAACUUCCCUUCGUUCUUCCCGAGCUGGCCCUCCCUCCUCGGUCAGUGCUGCCAAUUCCCUGCGCAGAGGUAGUGUUUCUGCAUCAUCCAUCUCUGGCAUUCCUCCCACGUUUGCAGACUUUGAAGUCCCGGCUAGUGGCAGCAAUGCCAAUCCUUACUUNUUACCUUGGGCAUUGAGGGGCAUUCUCGAAGAAGAAGUCGUCAAAGGGGAUAUGACAGACGAAGUCCAGAAUCUGGUGAAUGAGUUUGAGGAGUGGAGGCCGGUUAGCAAAGUGCUCAAGGAUGUGAGGUUUAGAUUAGAGGGGGUGAGGAGUAAACUUUAG